This is a messenger RNA of Odobenus rosmarus divergens (Pacific walrus), 1966 nucleotides long. It is a transcript of the gene HAPLN1, whose product is annotated as hyaluronan and proteoglycan link protein 1. Lineage: Eukaryota; Metazoa; Chordata; Mammalia; Carnivora; Odobenidae. Bases 118 to 1182 code for a protein of 354 amino acids. Gene Ontology annotation, molecular function: hyaluronic acid binding. The record is from RefSeq and is a predicted model, not a curated record. The transcript is spliced from 5 exons. Gene Ontology annotation, biological process: cell adhesion.
GUGAGGAGAAAGAGCGCUAGCUUCACUUGAUCUCCAGGCUCCAACCUCAGCAGGACUUGAGAGCAUCUGAACUUCUGGAUUUCAGGACAAGUGAAGAAGACUCCCUGGGUUAUAAAGAUGAAGAGUCUACUUCUUCUGGUGCUGAUUUCAAUCUGCUGGGCUGAUCAUCAUUCAGACAACUAUACUCUAGAUCAUGACAGAGUUAUUCACAUCCAAGCAGAAAAUGGCCCCCGUCUACUCGUGGAAGCAGAACAAGCCAGGGUGUUCUCAUACAGAGGUGGCAAUGUUACACUGCCAUGUAAAUUUUAUCGAGACCCUACAGCAUUUGGCUCAGGAACCCACAAGAUCCGAAUUAAGUGGACCAAGCUAACUUCAGAUUACCUCAAGGAAGUGGACGUUUUCGUUUCCAUGGGAUAUCACAAGAAAACCUAUGGAGGCUACCAGGGUAGAGUGUUUCUGAAGGGAGGCAGUGAUAACGAUGCUUCUCUGGUGAUCGCAGACCUCACCCUGGAGGAUUAUGGGAAAUAUAAGUGUGAGGUGAUUGAAGGAUUAGAAGAUGACACUGCUGUGGUAGCAUUAGAUUUACAAGGUGUGGUAUUCCCUUACUUUCCACGACUGGGGCGCUACAAUCUCAAUUUCCACGAGGCACAGCAGGCUUGUCUGGACCAGGAUGCUGUGAUUGCUUCCUUCGACCAGCUGUACAAUGCCUGGCGGGGCGGGCUGGACUGGUGCAACGCCGGCUGGCUCAGUGACGGGUCUGUGCAGUAUCCCAUCACAAAGCCCAGAGAGCCUUGUGGAGGCCAGAACACGGUGCCCGGUGUCAGGAACUACGGGUUUUGGGAUAAAGACAAAAGCAGAUACGAUGUUUUCUGUUUUACAUCUAACUUCAAUGGCCGGUUUUACUACCUGAUCCACCCCACCAAGCUGACCUACGACGAAGCGGUGCAGGCUUGUCUCAACGAUGGUGCUCAGAUCGCAAAAGUGGGCCAGAUCUUCGCUGCCUGGAAACUUCUGGGAUAUGACCGCUGCGAUGCGGGCUGGCUGGCGGAUGGCAGCGUCCGCUACCCCAUCUCGAGGCCGAGGAGACGCUGCAGUCCCACCGAGGCUGCCGUGCGCUUCGUGGGGUUCCCAGAUAAAAAGCAUAAGCUGUACGGUGUCUACUGCUUCAGAGCAUACAACUGAGUGUGCCCCUAGAGCACAUCAGUUUUAAAGUCAUUAAGAACAUGUGAAAGGUUUUUUGUGUUUUUGUUUUUUGUUUUUUUUUCAACACGAACUCAUGCAAGUUACCAAAACUGUGAUAACCCUUUUUUACUUACUGGAAAGAGUCAUUUUCAUAAAGACCAAUUCAUGAAUUUGUUUUUGUAAAGCUAUCAUUCAAUAUAUAUUAUAAAUUAAUAUAAUUUUAAGGGAAGCGCUAGAUAAGGAGGCUUUAGAGACAAUUGUUUAGGCUACAUCAUUCCCAGUGAAGUAUCCUUUCAUGAACGGGGCAUGCAAUAGCUUAAGGGUUGCGAGGAUUAAAUUAAGGAAAGUACAGCUACUCAGAGCAGCAGUUUCCACAAGCACAAAUUUUACACAUUUGUACAAUUUUGAAAUGCACUACAAUCUACAGAUUAGAGCAACGGAUUUGAAAUACAGUCUUCUUUACAUAAACUGAGAUUCUGAGAGGUUGCACGAAACUCAGUUUCACAAGGGAACAAUCUACACUUUUCUAAAAGGUAUUAUUUCAAGACUCCAAUAAACAGAACGUUUUAGUCUUUAAAAUCCUGCCUUUUUGACCAAAAAAUAAAAAAAAUUCAUAUGGACUCCAAUGCAUAGUAACAAGCACAGUUAAAACUCUUUAAUAACCCCAUUUAUAUGAAGUAUGAAACGUAAAUACGCAGAUAAUAUUUAACCAAUGAGAGACUCCUAUCUUCUUUUAAUUGAAAUGACACAUACCUGAGAAGAAUCGUUAAAUCUUUUGAGUAGC